Chrysemys picta bellii (western painted turtle) is the source of this 1830-nucleotide messenger RNA. It is a transcript of the gene DNAAF10, whose product is annotated as dynein axonemal assembly factor 10. Gene Ontology annotation, molecular function: ubiquitin binding. The record is from RefSeq and is a predicted model, not a curated record. NCBI's taxonomy places the organism in Eukaryota, Metazoa, Chordata, Testudines, Emydidae.
AUGUCGGGCGCGGGGCUGGAGAAGCCGCAGCUGAUCACGCACGUGCAGCAGUCGCUGAACUACACCGUGUUCGAGUGCAAAUGGGUCCCGUGCAGCGCGCGCCUCCUCUGCCUCGGCAGCGUCCCGCGCGGCACCGGCGUCAUCCAGCUCUACGAGCUGCAGAGCGGCCGCCUCAGCCUGCUGCGCGAGAUUGAAAAGGCCAAACCUAUUAAAUGUGGAACUUUUGGUGCUACAUCUCUACAGCAGAGAUAUCUAGCUACUGGGGACUUUGGUGGAAACCUUAAUAUAUGGAACUUGGAAGCUCCAGAGAUUCCAGUAUACUCUGUGAAGGGCCAUAAAGAAAUCAUAAAUAGUAUAGAUGGCGUAGGUGGCUUAGGGAUUGGAGAAGGAGCACCAGAAAUUGUGACUGGGAGCCGAGAUGGAACCGUGAAAGUGUGGGACCCAAGACAAAAAGAUACACCUGUUGCUAAUAUGGAACCAGUACAAGGCGAGAGCAAGAGAGACUGCUGGACAGUAGCAUUUGGCAAUGCCUACAAUCAAGAGGAGCGUGUUGUGUGCGCUGGCUAUGACAAUGGUGACAUUAAAUUAUUUGACCUAAAAAACAUGUCAUUGCGAUGGGAGACCAACAUUAAGAAUGGGGUUUGCAGUGUGGAGUUUGACAGGAAAGAUAUAAACAUGAAUAAAUUAGUGGCCACAUCGCUCGAAGGAAAGUUUCAUGUUUUUGAUAUGAGAACUCAGCAUCCAACCAAAGGUUUUGCCUCCAUUUCAGAGAAGGCUCACAAAUCCACCAUGUGGCAAGUUCGGCAUCUGCCACAGAACAGGGAUAUCUUUAUCACUAGUGGAGGAGCUGGGAGCCUUCAUCUCUGGAAAUAUGAGUACCCUGCUCAGCGCUCAAAGAAGGAUUCUGAAGGAGUUGAGAUGGGGGUUGCAGGUUCAGUCAGUCUCUUACAGAAUGUGACUUUGUCAACACAGCCCAUUUCUAGCCUUGAUUGGAGCCCUGACAAAAGGGGUCUGUGUGUCUGCAGUGCUUUUGACCAGACUGUGAGGGUACUGAUAGUUACGAAGCUCAGCAAAAUUUGACAAACGGAUUUUCAGGACGAAAGCGACAUAGUCUGAGGGGUGUAUAUAAAAGAGACUUUGUUAUUUAUAACUUGAAUGUCUCCUUUAACAAAGCUGGUUUAAAGAAUUAAAAAACAGAUCUUUCUAUUGAAAGUUCAGAUAAAUUGAGUUACAGUUGUUUGACUACAUACUAUGCUGCUGUUAGUUGGAAAAAGUUGCCUAGGCUUAACUUUUUUACCUUCUAAUGUAAAUUUACCUUUCAAAUAAAAUGUGCCUUCUGCUUAGUGUGUUUAAAAUAUCUGCAAGUUCAGAAAUUAUUUUAAACUGUAUCUUCUCAAUGUAAAUUGCUUUUUUUCUUCAGUAGCACUAUUCUGUUCACUCUUGUUAAAUUGUUUGCUUUGUAUGUUUUUAUCAUAUAUUUUUCCAUUCUUAGUUAUUAGGAAAACUAUCCUAUGAUCCAUCCUAGAAAAUACAUUGAAGGGAUAGUAAAUUUCUCUGACCUUACUUGACCAUAUUUGGCAGAGUAUGUUUGUUAAAGUGACUCAGAUUACUUCAAUACAUUUAAACACUUAUUUAAAAACUAAGGAUUUUUAAACUGAGGAUUUCAGAUUUUAAACAUGUUUAAUGAAUGACCCUUUUCAUGGAGAUGGUAUUGUAAUUAAGAUGUUCAGCAAAAUGAGCAGUUUUUGUUAUGGAUCACUUUAUAUUCUUCUGUUCAUUUUUAAUUAAUUUGUUACACACUAUCCUACAAUAAAAAUAUGUCGUGUGUUA